AUGAAAUCGGGAUCGAAGAGAAGGCGUCGCCACAAUUUGCAGACCCAGCGGAAUCGGUGGAUGGAGGAUGCAGAGGGAAGCCUGAGAAGGACCUGUGUGGUUAAUUCUUCGGGAACCACCAGGCGCCGGUGGGAUUGCGUGGUUUUGGGCUUCGACGAGCUGCAAGGGCAUCUUUUGGCGUGGGCUUCGACGCCCUCCAUCGUCAUCCGAAGGCGAGAUAGAAGUUCGUUCGGUUGA
Molecule: messenger RNA, 237 nt
Organism: Linum trigynum
Lineage: Eukaryota; Viridiplantae; Streptophyta; Magnoliopsida; Malpighiales; Linaceae
Source: the annotation of a GenBank genome assembly